Messenger RNA from Linum trigynum, 1902 nucleotides. The record is from the annotation of a GenBank genome assembly. Lineage: Eukaryota; Viridiplantae; Streptophyta; Magnoliopsida; Malpighiales; Linaceae.
AUGUCAAAAAGGAAGGAGCUUCUUUCUGCUGCCAUGAAGAGAACUAGUGACUGGAUUUUCUCCCAGGAAAUUUCCAGCGAUGUUACAGUUCAUGCUGGUGGAGCUUCUUUCUCAUUGCAUAAGUUUCCCUUGUUGUCAAAGUCAGGCUACAUAAGAAAGCUAGUGUCCGAAAGUAGUGAUGCUGAUCUAUCCGAGAUUCAAAUCCCCGAGAUCCCCGGUGGACCAGAAGCAUUUGAACUCGCAGCAAAGUUCUGCUACGGAAUCAACUUCGAGAUAAGCACAGAAAACAUUGCAGUCCUUCGAUGCGUGGCAGAGUAUCUGGAAAUGACUGAGGACUGCUCAGUUGGAAACUUGGUGUCGAGAGCAGAAGCCUACCUAAAUGAGGUGGUGCUCAAGAGCCUCACUGGGGCAGUUUCUGUCUUGCACCAUUCGGAAAGCCUCGGCCAUAUUGCAGAGAAAGUGAAGCUGGUGAGCCGAUGCAUAGAUGCCAUAGCACUCAUUACCUGCAAUGAAACCCAAUUCUCUAUCUCAGGCAGGUCUGAUGGUGGUACUACAUUGGAGGCCCAACCAAAGCCUAUAGUUCAUUGGUGGGCUGAAGAUUUAACUGUUCUCAGGAUUGAUCUAUUUCAGAGAGUUCUAAUUGCAAUGGUGUCAAGAGGGUUCAAGCAGUAUGCCCUUGGCCCUGUACUCAUGCUCUAUGCUCAGAAGUCCCUCCGAGGUUUGGAGACAUUUGGCAAGCCUAAGAAAAAGAUUGACCCACAACAAGAGCAUGAAAAAAGGGUUGUUUUAGAAACCAUAGUGAGCCUACUGCCAAGGGAGAGAAAUGCAAUGUCUGUAAGCUUCCUAUCCAUGCUGCUUCGAGCUGCAAUCUACCUCGAGACAACUGUUGCUUGCAGGCUUGACUUGGAGAAGAGGAUGGCUUCACAGUUAGGCCAAGCUGUACUAGACGAUCUGUUGAUUCCUGCAUAUUCAUUUACAGGGGACACGCUGUUCGAUGUGGAUACAGUGAAGCGGAUCAUGAUGAACUACACUGAAAGCGAAGCGGAAGCUGCUGGGAAAAUCAGGUUGGGUGGGUACCAUGUUGGUGACGAUGAUUAUGGCUCUCUUCAGCUGAGUGAUAUGGAGAGGGUUGGGAAGCUGAUGGAGAAUUACUUGGCUGAAAUAGCCUCGGACCGGAAUUUGGGCGUUUCGAAGUUCAUUGGUCUUGCUGAACUUGUCCCUGAACAGUCGAGGAUUGUGGAAGACGGGAUAUAUCGAGCCAUCGACAUAUACCUUAAGGCUCAUCCAGGGAUAAGCGACAUGGAGAGGAAGAAAGUGUGCAGCGUAAUGGACUGCCAGAAACUCUCUCGGGAAGCCUGCGCUCACGCCGCGCAAAAUGACAGGCUCCCUGUCCAAACCGUCGUUCAAGUCCUCUACUACGAGCAACAACGCCUUCGAGACACGAUUGACAACGACAAUAACACUCCCACUAGCAACGUUGCCGUCGACCAACAUCCCACUCGUCCCAAGGUCCCGCUCCACUCCACCGACAUCCAUCCCGUCGUCGUCCCUCAUCAUCAUCAUCAUUACAACGACGAGCUCUCCACAUUGAAACGAGAGAACCAGGACCUGAAGAUCGAGCUGCUCAAGAUGAAGAUGAAGCUCAAGGAAAUCGAGAAAUCGUCCAGUGCUACUAGUAGUGCCAGGCCAGCAGCUGGGAGUACUACUACUACUCCAAUGGGGAUCAGCAGAUCGUCACCUUCUGCAGACAAGCCUCCUCUGCCUCCUCCUUCUAAGAAGUCGUUCAUCAACUCGGUGUCGAAGAAGCUUGGGAAGAUAAACCCUUUCGUGCGUCUUGAUGGUGUGUCGCCAUCCAAAGGUCGCACCAGGCCGCCUAAAGAUCGACGCCAUUCUGUAUCUUGA